AUGGCAGCAGUCGAGCACAACCCAGCAGCUCAGGAGCGCAUCCCGCACACCCGGUCCACCCGGCUAGCUGAUCAAGCUGCGACGGCCGCGCUCUAUGUUACCCAUCCGGAGCGGAGCAUUUCGAUGCGUGAACCGACGAAGCCUGAGCCUACUUCGUCGUCGCGCCCUGGGUUAAGCAAUGCAUCGGCUGCAGCCGCGCUGAUAGCGCAUCGGAAGUGGGAUCUCGGAGGCAAGGAGCCUGCAACGCAUGUCGCCGAUCGGCAAAAAACCGCAUCGCCAAGCUAUGGGGGAUAUCCGUACCAAGCUGCAAUGUAUGCUGUUCGAGAAGGACAAAUUACGGCGGCGACUCAUGAUACGAGACGGAGGGCUGAUUCCGCGCCGUCUGAGGCUGCGCGCGCCAGUGCAGCUGCGAGAAUCGAUAAUCCGAGCGAUCCGUUUGACGAUUUAGACAAGUAUAUGAAUGCAAGCCGGAUACAGAACGCCCAUAUGAACCGGAAGAUGUUCACCGCUACGCCGCCUGUUGCUCCUGAGCUGGACGACCACCGGAGGAGAAGUAUAUUGGAGGCGGCUUCCAUGUCAAUGGCCAAGGACAUGUAUGCGACCAGCCAGUCAAAGGAAGCGGGGUCGAGCGGUACUCAGAGGCUGCCUACGCGCGCUCGUUCCCAGCGGUCACCAUCAAAGCAGGAUGCUGCGACUUUGCAGCAGGCAAGUACGAUGAUGCUGCAUCAGGCUCUCAACCUGCAGGAUGUCGCCGAGAAGCGGGCGGCAGAGAAGCUGGCUCUAUUGGAAGAUGAGACGGCUGGCUACCGGAAUUACUACGGAAUAGAGCGGCAACCCACGCGAUCCAGCUUUGUUCUUCGCCGACGCAGAGGCUCCAACGAGACGGAGCAAAUUGAUGCCGAACGUUCCAAGGAAAUCCGCACCCAAAUGACCGCUCUUCGAUCGAAGCUUGAUGCGGUAGAUGAGAAAAGGGAGAAGGACCGAGCUAGUCUGCUUGAGCUGGCAAGAAAGAACGUCGACGCCACUAUGCAGGACAUCGAGAAGCGCAUGUACACCGAGGGCGGUCGCACCGUCGCGAUGCAGAAAUACUUGGACGAGAAAGCACAAGAGCGCGCGCAGAAGGGCUUACGAGAAAUGGAUACACAGUACCUAGCCGAAGGCCGAGUCAACAUCAGUGCCCAGAAGUACGUGGAGAUGGCCGAUGUAGAGGACCUGGCCCGCCAUCGACUUCAGCCUACCUUUGACGAAAUUGAGGAGCUAGCACAGAGUCAAAAGGCAAGGGAGGUGGAGGCUCGGCUGGACGAGGAGCAUCGGCAGCACCUUUUGGCUCUUGAGCGGGAACGGGAAGCUGAGAUAGAGAUGGAGCAGAGACAUCAUCUAGAGCAACUGAAACAAGAGCAAAAGGCUAAAGAAGAAAAGGUCUGGCCUUGGAAGCGAAAGUCGCGCCAUAUCCAAGACUUUGAACCGCCAAAGGAGACCACUGAAGACCAGACACAACAACGAGUCAAUGGGGCAGCUGUGGCUGCCGCGCCCUCGCAAGGAACGCAGACUGAAGACCAGACCGCCGCUUCCGGUGCAGGGCAGACAGAGCCUGCCUCGAGACGCGAUUCAAAGUUCAAGUCGUGGUUCAAGGGCAGAAUGGGCCACCGUUCCAGUACAAGCCUUCCCAAAGGUGCUGCUGUUGGGACGCAAGAAGGAGAGCAGAAGGAGAGCGAGCCUACUGGGCAAGACGCUCCUCGCUCUCCCAGUACAAGGGGCGAAGAAUAUACAGACGCGCACGAAAUGGACACCGAACCCACCGAACCGACCAAACCAGAAGGCGAAGGCGAAGGCGAAGGCGAACAUGAACGCGAGCAACGCUCAAGACCGGUAUCUGGAGUCGCACACGCCCCCGAGGGAGACUCACGAACAGCACCACUCCGAUCAAACCCCGUGACAGCACGAGAUCUGAGGCAGCGAACAGAGACCGACGUGUCCGGCGACACCUCCAACAAGCUCGACGGCAUGACACCAAGCGAGUACCUCAACACACAACGUGACUCACAGGAAAUUGUCGAAAAAGCCAGUGGCCUCAAGGACCAACGUCGGCACGAAGCAGAGGGCCACGUUCACGAGCUCGCGGCCCCGCCCGCCAUCGGCUACACUGUCGGCAAGCGAACAAGCAACGGCACCGUCCGUGAGUCGCGCUUCUCCGAGGAUCUAUGA
This is a messenger RNA of Aspergillus calidoustus, 2205 nucleotides long. The record is from the annotation of a GenBank genome assembly. Lineage: Eukaryota; Fungi; Ascomycota; Eurotiomycetes; Eurotiales; Aspergillaceae.